Molecule: messenger RNA, 1800 nt
Organism: Lecanosticta acicola
Lineage: Eukaryota; Fungi; Ascomycota; Dothideomycetes; Mycosphaerellales; Mycosphaerellaceae
Source: the annotation of a GenBank genome assembly
AUGAAGUUCCCUUCCAGCACUCUCGUCGUCCUUCCCGCCCUCCUGUCAGCCUUUGUCGCCGCGGUCCCAUCUCCUGCCGCCUUCGACCAGCGCCCCUUUCAGAACACUCAUUCAGAUCGCCUGCAGCCGUCGCCAUGGUACAACGUUCCCGGUCGUCUGGUGGAAUGGUUUCGGGGAAGGCAUAAACCAUGCCAUGCCUCAUCAAACAAGGCCGAGUCACUACCACCGGCCCACACUUUCACUAGAUAUACAGGUGAUCUGGUACUGCGAUUCAACAUCAGUACGCAAGAUGAGGCAGCCAGCUUGGCCGAGGCGGCGGACACAUUAUUGUUGGACGUAUGGGAAUUUGCGCAGAAUUGGGUGGACAUCCGGUUGUCGAAAGAGAGCGUCCCUUUACUGCUAGGCCUUCUCCCGUCAAGCCUUCAGAAUUCACAUACACCGCUCCUGCGAGAGAAAGCUCUCGCGCAAGCCAUAUUCGAUAACUACCAGAAGCACAAUGCUCCCUCCCUCACCACUUCGCCCUCUCAUCUGCCCACCCGGAGACCCUUCAGUCCACAUCUCGAGCAGGCAACAGGUGCAGAAUCCAAUCUCUUCUUCGCCGACUAUCAACCUUUCACCGUGAUUGAACCAUGGCUCCGCCUACUGGCGUCUCUCUUCACCACCCAUGUACGGCAUAUCAACAUCGGCCUGACCUACGAAGGGCGUAACAUCCCAGCCCUCCGUGUAGGAGCCCACCCAACCAACCGCGAAGACCCCAAUCCUCCCAAGCGCAAGACAAUCCUCGUAAUGGGCGGCCUGCAUGCUCGCGAAUGGAUCAGCACAACCACCGUCAACUACAUAGCCUACUCCCUCAUCACAGGUUACGGCAAAAACCAACUCAUUACACGUCUGCUCGAAUCCUUCGACUUCGUCUUCAUUCCUACCUUGAACCCAGACGGCUACAUCUACACCUGGGAGACCGACCGUCUCUGGCGCAAGAACCGCCAGCAGACCGGCAUCCGCUUCUGCCAGGGCAUCGAUCUCGACCGCUCUUUCGGUUUCGAAUGGUCCACAACCGACAACCCUUGCUCCGAAUCCUUCUCCGGCGAUACACCCUUCGACGCAGUAGAAUCCAGACGUCUCUCCGAAUGGGCCAAGGCCGAGACAGAAAACAACAACGUCGACUUUGUCGGCUUUCUCGAUCUCCACUCGUAUUCCCAGGAAAUCUUGUACCCUUACAGCUACUCCUGCACCGAUACGCCUCCCGGCCUGGAAAAUCUGGAAGAACUCGCCUUCGGAAUGGGAAAGGCUAUCCGGAUCACCCAGGGCCACGGCUACGAGAUCAUGCCGGCCUGCGAAGGUAAUGUAGCAGCUUCUUCCAGCAGCAAAGGGGCUAGACAACACUUGCUACCACGAAUGGAACUGUCGGGUGGAUCCGCUCUCGAUUACUUCUACGGCAACAUGUCCGUCCGUUACGCUUAUCAGAUCAAACUACGCGAUCGCGGGACUUAUGGUUUCUUGUUGCCCAAAGAUCACAUCAUCCCCACGGGCAAGGAAAUCCUGAACGCCGUCUUGUAUUUCGGCGGCUUUUUGGGAGAAAUCUACGAUACAGACGCUUUCAAAGAGGUCACAUUGACGAAACCGGCUGAGAUGGAAACUUUGGAAAGCGAGGACGUUCAGAAAGAUGAUCUUACUGCUGCUGUAGCAGAAGAUGUGGAGGAGAUGAUGAUUGUGGAGGAUGAGGAGCGGGCGAUUGUGGUCGAAGAUCUACUAGAUCCCGCAGAGGUGAAUUGGGAGCUUAAGCGGCGGCGAAGGCGAUAA